AUGCUAUGUUUCGUAAUUACAAAUUUAUGUUUUAUAUACAUGUUUAUGUCCAACUUGGUCGGACAGCAAAUUAUAGAUCAUAAUAAUUAUAUAUUUUCCACUGCAUAUAAAGUUCAAUGGUACGUAACUCCAUUACCCAUGCAAAGGCUAAUACUGAUUCUGCUACAAAGAGGUAAUAAAAGUUUUGGCCUGAAAGUCGGUGGAUUGUUUGUGGCGUCCUUAGAAUGUUUUGCCACGUUAAUAAAUGCAUCCGUUUCUUACUUUACUAUUAUGUAUUCAAUGCAAUCAUAA
This is a messenger RNA of Mycetomoellerius zeteki, 291 nucleotides long. RefSeq names its product odorant receptor 43a-like. NCBI's taxonomy places the organism in Eukaryota, Metazoa, Arthropoda, Insecta, Hymenoptera, Formicidae. Bases 1 to 291 code for a protein of 96 amino acids. Gene Ontology annotation, biological process: detection of chemical stimulus involved in sensory perception of smell; sensory perception of smell. Gene Ontology annotation, cellular component: plasma membrane. The record is from RefSeq and is a predicted model, not a curated record. Gene Ontology annotation, molecular function: olfactory receptor activity; odorant binding. The transcript has 3 exons.